Chaetomium fimeti is the source of this 966-nucleotide messenger RNA. RefSeq lists its product as uncharacterized. NCBI's taxonomy places the organism in Eukaryota, Fungi, Ascomycota, Sordariomycetes, Sordariales, Chaetomiaceae. The transcript has 3 exons. The coding region runs from base 1 to 966 and encodes 321 amino acids. The record is from RefSeq and is a predicted model, not a curated record.
AUGACGAGAAAGGCAGUCCUCGCAGCGGCGCUCGCCAGCUUUGCGGCCACCGCCCCCGGCCUGAAGGGACCGAUCGACUAUACCGAUCUGCAUCCGAUAGUUGCUCCCACGGUAUCCCCAACCGUUACCAAAACAGAUCCGUGGCGAUGCGCAACCGAGGACCCGAUGACUUAUCUCUCUAUGCCAGUGCCGACCGGCGAGCUGCAGGAUGCGCACGUCUCCUUUGGCUCCAGUCUGAUCGAGACGUGCCUGACAUCGGGGACGUACGACUACCCUUGCGCCUUCCCCGAUAAGUCGCGAUGGUGCGGCUUCACCACGGCCAUGCCGACUUCGCUCCUCCUGGCGUACACGGCGUACGCCCGGGACGCGUCCUCGUGGUGGGUGGCCAACAGUGCCAGCAUUAUCCGCAUCGCCGAGGAGUGCCCCAUUAUGUGGUACCAGGCCUCUAACUUCGGGGUCUUGGGUGGCGCCCUCUAUCUGAACCACACGCUCAUCAACGCCCAAUGCUAUGCCGAAGCCAACACGACCCUCGCGGAGUCAGCACCGGGACCAACCGCCACGCCGGGACAGGGCGCGACAGAGACCGAUCCAACCAGCACCUCAGGCGCCCAGCCAGCCCAAACCAGCAGCUUCCCCAACUCCGGCCGUAUGCUUCUAGCUGUGCCCAACACUAUGCUCCCCGUACUCGCCAUGCUCCUCGCAAACGCUGCAACGCCGGCACCCAACACCGACGGUGAGCCCGAGAGCUGCAUGGGCCUCUGCAACUUCGCCUGCGGCCUCGGGCACUUCCCGGCAACCCGCCGCUUACCAACGGGCGUGACGGCUGCCCGCUGGUUGUCGGCGGCGGGGCGGUUGUGGGUUUAUGCAGUUUUGCGUGCAAUCAUGGGUAUUGUCCUGAGGAGGUUUAUCUAUGUCAAGGUUCUCAGGUUCUUCGCCCAAAUGGCAUCCGCUCCAAUUCACUACUAG